AUGAAGUUCACUCAAGCAUCGAAGGAGGCUUGGAAAAAGAACAAAAUUCCAACUGAUACAUAUCGAAAACAACAAAAGAAGAAAGAGAGGAAAAAAAAAAAAAAAGAAAGAGCUGAACAGUUAGAAAAAGUUAUAAAUAAAAAAAAUCCUUAUGUAGUUAAAGAAAAGCUAGAUAUUCUCAAAAAAAAAGAAAGUCAAGGAAAAUUAUUACCAUCUGAAAAAAAUAAAUUAAAACAAUAUGAAAAAUUAUGGAAUUUAAUAAAAGAAAAAGUAAAAAAUAAAAGUUAUGUAUAUAAUAAUAAUGGAAUAGUAUAUAAUAUAAAUGAUAAUGAAAAUAAUUAUCAAGACAAAAUAUCUAAAACUAUAUCAGAUAUUGAUUCAAGUGUUAGUAGUGAAAAUGAUGAUAAUUCAUCUAACUCAUCUUAUUAUUCAUAUGAUGAAACAAUAAAAAGUGAAAGUGAUGAAAGUGGAAAUAAUUUUUUGGAUGAAUUGCCAUCUUUACCUAGUGGAUUACCAGAUGAAUGUAUGGAAGAGCAUACACGAUUAUGUGAAAAUGGGUACUUUAAUCCUAACUCUAUUUCUAAUAUGAAUAAUUAUUAUUAUUAUUCUCAAUUUAGCGCACCUAAUAACAAUAUUCCUAAAGGUUAUAUGCCUAACCAGCUACCUCAUAAUAACAGUAAUGCAAAUGGACAUCAAGCAUACUUAGUGAAUUAUUAUUAUAAUUCAUAUGCACAAUAUUAUAAUAACUUUAUUUAUAACAAUAAUUAUAUGAACACGCAAUAUCCAAAAGGAGCUGCAGUAAAUCCUACAAAAAGUAGUGAUAUUGCUGAUACUUAUAAUAAUAAAGAAAAAACAAACCUUACAAAUAAUUUAGUAAACGAUUUAAAUAGGGAAAAUGAUAAAGAGGAGAAUGACACUUUAAAUAUAGACAACAAUAAUGAUACCCAAUCUGGUGUCACUCGAAAUGAUUCUGAGAAAAAUUCUGAAAACAUCGAACCAAACAAUGGUAAAGAAUGUGAUAACUAUAAUGAUGAAGAAGGAGAAAUAGGAAACAAUACUAGUCAGAAAAAUAGUGACGAAAAUAAUAAUGGAACUUUAUCUGAAGUAGUUUCUAGUAUGAAUAAUGCGAACUAUGCUAAUUAUGCAAACUAUUAUAUGAAUUAUUAUCAAAAUUAUAAUAUGUAUAUGAAUAAUGCAUUUAAUAAAAACAGCAAAAAUGAUAAUAUAAAUCCUAUGCCAAAUUAUCCAAAUAAUUAUUACUAUAAUUAUUCUUACAAUAUGAACAAUAACAUUCCGGCUCCACCUGGAUAUAAUAAUAUUCAAAAUAGCUCGAUAAAUAAUAGUAAUAAUUAUAAUAUAAAUUCAGGUUUUAAAAAUAAUAUGAACUCUAAAAAUUUUUCAAAUAAAGGGAAAAGACAUAAUUAUGGUGAUGGAAAAAAUGUUACUUAUUCAUCACCAAAAAAAAAUAAAACAGGGAAUAAUAAUAGUUUUUAUAAAAAUUCUUCAAAUAAUAUAAAUAUGAAUAAUAAUGAAGCAAAUGAAAAUAAAAAUAAUAAUGUACAUAAUUUUAAUGAAACGAAUAAAGAAAAAGAAGAUAAUACACAAUAUUUUGUUCCUAUCAAUUUAAGAGUAAAAAAUAAAUUAAAUGAUUUAUGUGAAACAAAAAUUAAUAUAGUUGACAACAAAAAUACUGAUAAGAAUAUUAAUAUAGACAUGGAAUAUAAUAAAUUUAUUAAGGAAGUAGACAUGAAUUAA
Plasmodium vinckei vinckei is the source of this 1755-nucleotide messenger RNA. Its product is annotated as WW domain-binding protein 11, putative. The record is from RefSeq and is a predicted model, not a curated record. Lineage: Eukaryota; Apicomplexa; Aconoidasida; Haemosporida; Plasmodiidae. Gene Ontology annotation, biological process: RNA processing. The transcript has a single exon. Bases 1 to 1755 code for a protein of 584 amino acids.